This is a messenger RNA of Aegilops tauschii subsp. strangulata, 2097 nucleotides long. RefSeq lists its product as uncharacterized. Lineage: Eukaryota; Viridiplantae; Streptophyta; Magnoliopsida; Poales; Poaceae. The record is from RefSeq and is a predicted model, not a curated record.
CGCCCCCUCCUUCCCACCCACCGCCGAUGCCGCCUCUCUCUCCCACCCACCCCGAUCCAUCUCCUCCCCCGGCGGGAUUCGCCGCUCCACUCUCUGCCCCGCACACCACUCGUCAUCCCCUCCUCUUUCUCCUAGAUCUCCAUACGCCGCCGCCAUCCUCUCCCCUUCCCUCACCUCGCCCCCCGAUGCCAACUGCGACGGUCAUGCGUGUGCUACAUGUGCAACUGACGGUCGUGCGUGCUGCUGGCGGACAUGGAGGAGUCCGCGCAGCCCAAGCCCGCCAACCCCUCGGAACCGGAGCUCUCCUCGGACCCGCCCAAGGGCGCGGGAACGAACGCGGAUGGCUGGCGCCGAGGCCACCGUCGGGAGAUCUGACUUCGCCGACGGGAAUGGGGCCGGAUCCGGCACGCCCGAGCGCUCCAUCCUCGUCGACAGGGAUGACUACAUCCUGGCAGGUCCGAGCACUCCAUCUUAUGGGUCCGAGCGCUCCAUCCUCGACAGGGACGACGGGGACGACUACAUCCUCGACAGGGAUGACUACAUCCGCCAGAUGUUGCGCCGGGGCGCCCUCACGCGGCCCUACCGCGGGAUCACCAACGCCUUCGCCCGCGUCCUCCCGCUCGCCGUCGCCAAGAUCCUCCGCGCCCUCGCGCUCCAGGAGACCCCCGGCCUCCUCAUCCUCGGCAAGCAGAGUGCUCCCUCCAGGUGAAGUCGCCCACUGCAGCGCCGAGGGAUUCAUCUCCAAGGACGAGUUCCUCUCCAUCCCGGAGUUCUCCACCAACCCGCUCUCCCGAGGCGGCGAAUUUUGUUCCCCUGCUCGCUUUAUCCCUGUCGUUCCAGCUCCAGAUGACUGACUGACUGUAGUACUCGCGCGUGCCGGCGAAGCAGAUCCUUCUUGUUUUUAUGCGCUGUCCUUGGAUUACACACACUACUUGCCUGUACUACUAUUCUCCUAGUAGUAUUGUAUACAACUCUGUCAUCAGUCAAUUUGGAUAACAGUUGGGAUUCCUCAGGAAGGAAGUAUAAUGGGGAAAAAACUAAUCAGGGUUCCCCACUCAAUCAAGGAGCUAGGUGCAUCUGAAAAUGUUAUUCCAAUUGCCUCACAGAACCUGUACGCAAUCGAUCGGCAUAGGGAGUUUUACCACGGUUGAACACAUGUGGAACACAUCAAUCCACCCACUGAUUUUUUUCACUUGAUACCUGUGCUGCUCUUUCUCUAUCUAUGUAUGUAUCUAUCUAUGUAUCUAUCUAUUCCUACCAAGCAAAUGGAAACAAAUAGUGGAACACUACCUAAUCUAGUCUUGUAUAGUUUCAGGUGUAUAAAUUACAGACAGACUUGUAUGGUUUUAGGUGUCCCCUCUUCAUUCAUUUCCUAAUCUAGUGUAUACAGACUUGUGUAGCUUGUAUACUCUAUUCUUUGCCAAUACUCUAUUUUUUCAGUGGAACAUUAUCUCUUGCUUGCUUGCUUGCACACCCUCUUAUUUUUACUACUUGUAUAGUUUGAUUGAUAUAUGCUUUCUAUGUCUGUAUGGAACCUAAAAACAAACAUGCCAUACAAGGAAAUGGAAGGCUUGUGUAGUUUCAACUGUUCGUUGCCAAUGAUUAAUCAUCUUGUUUGUUUUUUGGCUGCAUCUGACAUACAUUCUUAUGCCUGUUUACUCCAGGUCAGGCUCACGUUUCCCCUCCCGCCAGCCGACGCACUGCUUGGAAAUAGAAAUGAAGCGUCAAUGAUAUGAACCGCAACAACAAUUGACAGAGGGCCAUGGACCCCAGAAGGGACGCAGCUACUGGCUCUGCGCCCUAGAGAGCUAUGCAUGCGCCAUUGGUUUUGUCGUCCACCGCUCCUCCCCGUGUUCCAGAGUACCUUGCUCGUUGCUUCGUUGAAUUUCUUGGCUGGUGCUCGCAAUUGCGUGGUUUGGUUUCGUUUGACUUAGCACUGAAUCCCUCAAUUUACCAUUCAGUGAACAAUCCUCUCAUGGUAUUUGUCUACACUAGAUUACUCCUACUGUUAUGAUGAUGUGUGAUGAUGAUGUGUGUGAUGAUAGACACCUUGCAACUAGCCACACAUGUACUGAUAGUUUAUUGUGAUUAUUACUA